CGCGACCUGCCAAUUCGCGCCACGAGACACUGUCUAACAUGACCACUGUCAUUGUUCGAGUCAAUGGUGCUAAAUCAAACAAUGAUCACCCCUGCUCAGGAUGCUACCGCGUCGUCGAGUCAGCAGCAGAAGUUCAUGAGGUAUAGAUCUGUCCGGAAGUCGAAAUCAACAGAUGCGACCAACGAUUCACUGCCUCCUCCUGCGGUUCCACCUCUCCCUGUAUCUGCAAAUCAGACGUCGAUCACUCGGGUGCCUUCAAGAUAUCAUCGCAAGGUCAAGCCUGCCAUAGAGACAGAACACUCUUUCCCAGCUGCGGUUGCGCAAAAUCCAUCCCCAGUGUCACCCAUCCAGCGAGCGCCAUCCUAUGGCUCAAGCCCCGUCCAAGCGACGGGACCUUCUACAUGGGGUCAGACAAGCGACAGUUCCAGAUAUGAGGCGAGGGCCCAGACCAGCCAGUGGUCAAGCCAAUCGCACGCGCAAAGUCAAGGAGGUGAAAGAGGAGGACCACCGCCUGCCUAUGAACCACCCCGAAGGUCCUACGAAGCAGCGAGAGAGGAGGCCCGUCUCAUACUAGAAGGACAGACUGAUCGGGCAAAAGAUUUGCGAGAACAAGAAACCCGGCGUCAACGACGAGACCAACGAGCGCAUCAAGAGAAUCCGGCUGGUCGAGGGCUUGUUGAUUCUACCCCACAGGCGCAUCAGACCAGUAGAAGCAGAGACCGUCAAAUCACCGAGAGUUCAGAUCAAAAGACCAGAGAACGUUCCACAUCCAAGUCGCGUCGGCUGAUUAUGGCAGGGGCAAGGGCCCUGCGAGGGACGAAGAAGCAUCAGAGGACAUUAUCAGCCAUUGAACCUCAGAAUCAAGAUACAAAUCAGAGUCAUUAUGAUGGCGUGAGUCGCGACAAGAAUGGCCAUCGUAAGAGUGCUCCAAGCACCGGUAUGCCUGCCUAUGAUGCACCUAUAUCAGCCGUGAAUUCAGGUGAGAGACGGGUCACUGUCAAAUACAAGGAUCAGACAGUCAAUCUCCCAGUCACGCCAUCCACUACGUGCAAAGAGAUUCUUUAUUCUGCCUCGACAAUCAUAUCAGGAUCCAUUGACGCACAUAGAGCGGUCUUGUUGGAGUCAUUUCAUCAGCUCGGACUGGAACGCCCUUUGCGACGGUACGAGAGAAUACGAGAUGUGUUGAAUUCGUGGGACAACGACACCCAGCACCAUCUGGUCGUCAUGGAUGAAGUAGACUGUGCAGCGCCUGGCCUCAACGCUGCUGAUGCACCCAGUCAUGAGCCGUAUGGGGCGAACGUACAAGUGUAUCAUUCAUCAAAACCCGGGAAAUGGGACAAGCGAUGGGUGAAACUGUGGGAGAACGGACAGGUCAGUGUGUCCAAGCACGAAAGUGGUAUUGACGGCAUCAACAUCUGCCAUUUGUCAGAUUUCGACGUAUACACACCUACCACCAAACAGAUCAAGAAGAUCACGCCGCCUAAAAAGUUCUGCUUUGCGCUCAAAAGUCAAGAAAAGUCAUCGAUGUUUCUGAAUGGGCAGAAUUUUGCCCAUUUUUUCUGUACCAAGGAGAAGGAGGUGGCGGACAGAUGGUAUCAUGCCGUUCAUUCGUGGCGAAGUUGGUAUCUAGUGUGCAUGCUGGGAGAAGGUAUCAGUCCAACAAGAACAUCUGGGAUGAAUUCAUCACAUGCUCGACCUAGCACCAAUACCUCGACCGAAGCCUCACCAUAUGUAUUUGGGUCUUUCAAGCCUCUGAACUUUGAUGUGAACACGUCUAGACCUGAUAUGGAACGGAGGGGAGACUACUCGUCAUCAAAACACUCGUCUCGAGAGAUGGUUCCCAGACCGUUGAUCGAACAAGUUGGCGGUGGUUCAAGCGUGGAAAUGCAAAGACGAAUGUCAGUCAGAGGAGGUAAUCCGGCUGCCCAUUCAUCCAGGGAGUUUCCACCUCGCCCAGGGUCAGAAGACACUGUUUUCAAAGCAUCAGAAGAUUCAGAUUCAGGUCCUUUCACUGGGACGGGCCUGUUGGCUCGCAGUGGCACGCAACGAUCACAGGGAGGUCGGCGUUCUGGACGAGGAGUGUCAGGGGUGGCAGGGAGACCUUUGGUUGAGUUGGAAGCCACCAGUGAGUUUGCGGAUGGUAGUUUACUUCGAAAGAUGGAAGUGAUUGCAGCGCAACAGGGUGGAAUGGGUCCUAAGAUUGACAGGAAUAAACGGAGAGAAAUCACUGCGCGAGUUGGCGAGGGGUUCUAGAAUGGGUGAUUUUGUGUGCAUGUCUGGGGGCAUUGAGCAGGACUAGGAUGAGGAUGAUCAAGACGAGGUGAAAUGAGAUUAGAGGAUACGACUAUGAUACUGGAGAUGAGCAAUGCCAUGGAUGAACUCG
This is a messenger RNA of Exophiala mesophila, 2383 nucleotides long. RefSeq lists its product as uncharacterized. NCBI's taxonomy places the organism in Eukaryota, Fungi, Ascomycota, Eurotiomycetes, Chaetothyriales, Herpotrichiellaceae. The record is from RefSeq and is a predicted model, not a curated record. The transcript has a single exon. Bases 64 to 2253 code for a protein of 729 amino acids.